GUUGUAUUUCAAACACAUAUUUUACCAUUAUUCUACCGAAAAACUUAAUUAAUAUUUUUUUCGUUUUGUUAAAUUUAUAGAGCUCAAGAUGAAAUUCAAAACGAGGCAGCCGCUCAAAUUUGAAGACGAAAAUGUCGCGUAAAUAAUGACAAUAAAGAUGUUUUAAAUCAAGAAAAUAGUUAAUGGUUUUAACUUGAUCAGUUGCAAAGUGAGACAUCCUGUGAAAAUGAAAAUGGAUCCUGGGAAAAGAGAUGCAUUAGUAGCAUGGCUUGAUUCGUUUUGUGAAGACAAGACUGUAACUUCUAUCACUGAUGUGAGUUCAGGAAGGGAAUUCUUAGACUUUAUUGCAAGACAUGAUUGUUCAAAGAAUUUUAAUGGGAUAGAAUCAAGGGAAUCUAUUUUCACAAUUAUCCGUCAGACUUUGGAAGGAAUAUAUGCCACAGACUUAACAGGGGAGAAUUCCAUCAUUGACUUUGCAACAGUUCUAAAACCAAACCCUCCACAUGAAAAACUAGAGUUUGAACUUUCAAAGAUACUAUUAGCCCUCAUAGGAGCCUUCUUCCAACCUACCAAUGGAGAUGUGGGAGUCUUUGCCAAGGUGGCCCUGACUCUCCCUGCAGACAAACAGGCCCAGUUCCUACAGAUGCUGGAGCAUGUUCUCAGUAAAGACCUGGACCAAGAAUUUGUUGCAGUGCUCACAAAACAAUUAGAUUCUGAUCCCGAUGGUGCUCUUUUCUUGAAACUAGUGACUCCCAUUCCUCGCCCAGAGGCCUCGACACCAUUGCUGGAACAAUCCUUCAACUUUGCCAGUAGAUGCAUCAAUGGCUCUAUGAGAGAUAGCCCAGCUCCUGCCCACCACCAAAAUACCAGUCUUGGCAACCUCUCUGUGCUGGAAAUCAACUCCCCACUGCGAAUGAUGUCUCUCAACUCCUCCCCUGCCCCUGCAUCUCUUGGGGACCUGAUGCACUCUCCUCAACUCAUGCAGAAGGCUCAGCUUCGUCAAAAGGAUAGGGAAAUUAAAAGACUAGAAUUUAGUCUUCGCAGUGAACAGCAUCUGAGGUGUGAACUAGAAUUGGAUCUAAAAGAGAAAUGCUCAACACUUGAACAAAAAGAACUAAAAAUCAGGGAGUUACAAGAAGCCAUCAAAGAACAAAGAAAGUUACGAGAUGCUGUUGAUGAGUUGGACCAAGUUCAGAACCUUAAUGAAAAACUGAAUCAGGAUUUACAGAGUUGCAAGGCCAAAAUGUCAGAGUUUCAAGAAAUGAAACAACAGAAAGAGUAUUUUGAAAAGCAGUAUGAGGAAACCUUAUCACAGUACAACCAAAUGGAAGAAGCUAUGCGCAGCCUGGAAUCCCUUAAAAAAAGCCACCAUGAGUAUCGCAGUAAAUGCCACACACAGGAAGUAGAAAUCUCUGUUCUACAAACCACACUCCAACACAGAGCCGAAGAAAUUGAGGCCCUCAAAGGGGAGUUGACCACAAUGAAUGAGGCCCGGCAGUGUGCCAUUCAGCAGUUCAACGAUAUGAAGAGGGAGAAAGAAGAACUGGAGGAAAUGUUUGCUGCCAACGGCAUGGGUGGUAGUGUAGGAGAAAGCAUGGGAGUGGUGACAGACAUCAGGAUCCGAGACCUAGAGGCCGAGCUGACUCAGCUUAAGUCUGCCUGGAUUGACCCCAUCGCUCACGAUCAGGUCAAGAAAGAGCUGCUACAAAUGACAGAGGCCAAGGAGACUUAUCAAACAAAGUUUUCUGAGGUUCACAAGGAGCUGCUGGCAGUUCAGAGUGAAUUUGAAGCGAUGAAGACCAAGCUGACUGGCCUGGAGUUUCAGCUCUCCGAGAGUCAGCAGAUCUCACAGGGUCAGGACGACACCAUCAAGUCCCAGGCCAAGAAGCUCCGAGAACAACAGGACGCACUGACAUCGCUCAGAUCGUCGGAGGAGGGGUUGCGCUCCCAGGGUCAGGAGAUGGAGGAGACGGUGACCAGUCUGAAGAAAGAACUGGCCCGCAGUCAGGCCGAGUACAGUCUACUCAGAGAGGAGUUUGAUCGUGAGAAGCAAAUGUAUGAAAGCAGAAGACAGACAAUGACUGCCUCCUAUGACACGGUCCUCUCAGAAAGAACAGCUCUGGAACAGACUUUAAGUAAAGAAAAGGCUUCACUGAUGAAUCAGAUAGAGGAUCUACAAUCUCAGCUCAAUUCCCAAACCGAACAGGCUAACAACAUUGAAGAGAAUCUGAAAACCAAGCUUGUCGCCUCCCAAAACUCCUUAAAGCAGACCGAAAUUGUGUUAGAGAAUGAGCGAUGGACAAAGGACAAUGUUAUCAAAGCUUUGAAAGAAGAGAUGAUGCAACUGAAAGAGGAAAUUACACAGACUGAGGAAAAGCUGAAUGUUCAGAUUAUGACAGUUUCCACUGAGGCUAAACAACAGGAGGAAUCUGCACAGAAAGAACUCGCCCAGAGAGAUCAAAACAUUGAGGAACUGAAACAGCAGUUACAAUCCAUCAGAUCUGAGAGUAAAAUGCAAGUAGACCAACAAACAGAGAAAAUAAACAACUUUGUGCAUGAACUGGAUCAGCUCAAGAGUGAAAACGAGAGAUUGAAGACAGAUUGUGUAAACUUUGAAAAGAAAAUUGAUAGCAUAAACAGCAAGUCCAAGUCUCAGGUGGAACAACUGCAGAGUCAGCUGUCAUCUUGGCAGGACAAGUAUCAGUGGAGUGCUCAUGAUAACCAGAUGUCAGCUGAGCAGAUGAGUGAGCUCAAGAUGAAGCUAGAAGAACAGGGUCAGGAACUGGAGACCAUUAACACAGAAUUACUGAGGGAAAAGGAGAAGAAUGUGCAACUCAGUAACAGGGUUAGUGAUCUUGAGAGUGACUGCAGUGCUGAAAAGUGUGCCUCCGAGAACAAGUCAAUGGAGGUGGAUAGACAAAAGUGUGAGAUAGAGACACUGCAGAAAUCCCUGACCCGUGUGAAGACAGAAAAUGAAUAUUGUAAGAAUGAGCUUUUGGAGGUAAAGACUAGUUACGGGAACUUAGAACAGGAUAUGCAAAACACCGUAGACAAAUUGAAAAAUGAAAUUUCAAGGAUUAGUUCACAGAAUCAAAAAUUACAAGGUGAACUUGAAGAACUUCAGUUGGUGUCAAUGGAAAAAGAACAGUCUUUGAAAAAGGAACUGAAUAGGUUGGAACAGACAAGCAAUGAUCUUGAAAGUCGUCUGCAGCAAGAGGUUAAUUUCCAUCAAGAACAAUUAAAACAACAUGAGGAGGCAACUGAGCAGAAUCAGAAAAUCAAUGGAGAAGUGUCAAGGUUACGUCAGCAGUUACAGCAUAGAGAAGCAGAGCUUCAAGCCGCACGUGAGGAAGUACAGAGCAAGCAAGAUCUAUUGGAGGAAAACAGUGGCCAGAUGGCGCUAGUUAAGAAGGUCAUAGAGGUCAAACAAGCAGACAACGAACAACUCCAACAGCAGAUCCAACAGCUCGAGAAAACAGUGAAAGAAAUGAAGGAUAAAGAGUCAGAGCUUAACAAGAACCAGAACAGAGUGAAAGCCCAGAGGGAUCAGUUGGAAAAGCGUCUACAAGAUUCAGAGGCAAGUAUUGGACAACUGCACAGAGAAGUGGACUCUCUUGAAGUUGAGAAGAACAAGCUGAAUGGCUUAGUUACAAGUUUGAGAAACACUUUGGGAGAUGUUCGUGGACAGAGAGAUGAACUCCAAGGGCAAGUUGAUCAGCUGACCUCUAACAAUGCCAAGCAGGUCAGAGUGAUGACAGAUCGUGAAGAAGAAAUCCAGAGCUUGAAGGAAAGAAUUGCUUCUUUGCAGGAUGAAGUUGAAUCUCUCACUAACCAAGCAAUGGCCAAUCAGACAGAGAUCCAACAAUCUGGUUCGGAAUGUGAAAGACUGAAAGAGAAGACCAGCAGGCUGGAAGCAGAGAUUCAGGAUCUGUCAUGUCGUCUGGAUGAUCAAAAACAGCAGACAGAGUCCCUGUUAGGAAGGAACCAAGAUUUGGAAAGUCAGAUAAUGAAUCUUCACAACGAGCUUGAAGUGGAGAAAAAGAGUGUGCUAUCAGUGACCAGUGAAAGAGAUGAGAGCCUUAGAAAGGUGGAGGUCCUCUCGGAGCAAGUGAACAGUCUGCAGGCGGAACUCAGUUCAGAGAUACAAGCACUGAAGAGUGAACUGGAAGACAAAGAGCAGUGUGCGAAACGGCUAGAGGAGAGGAAUUUAGUGCUGGAAAGUGAUCUGUCAGGUGAAAAACUGAUUUCUGAAAGACUGCUGGCAGAAAAAAGUGAUCUUGAUAAAAUGAUAAUGGACUUGAAUGUUGAUUCUGAAAAACUUACGCAUUCUUUGGAACAUCUGAAGAAAGAAUACUCAGAUAAGUUGUGUGAAUUGGAAAGUUUGAAAGCUAGGAACACUGAAAAUGAAAAUACACUGAAAAUGAAAGUUGAUGAAUGUGAAAACAUAUUGAGUGAAAAGCAGAGUUUAUGUGAAAUGAUUGAAACUUUAGAAUGUUCAGUGAACCAGUUGACAUCACAAAACGAGGAAAGUGCUGGUCAACUCAGGAAGGCAUCAGAAAAUCUUAUUGAAGCUAACAAGGAACUAGAAUGUAAGAGGGAUGAAGUAGUGCAGCUGAAAUCAGAUUAUGAAAAAACAGUUGAAGAGAAGAACAAGACAACUCAAGGUUAUAAGGAACAGAUUGAGUCACUGUGUGAAGAGCAUGAGGAGAAAGUUUCCUCCCUGAAAGAAGAGCUCUCACAACUGAAGCAGAACAGUGAAGAGAAAUUAAAGAGCUUAGUAGUUGACUUUACUGCUAUUAACCGUGAGCUGAAAGAAGCUAGGGACAGGCAACAGACAAAUGAAAGGACGAUUGAUGAGCUUGAGAUACAGUGUAAAGUGGAGAGGGAGGCUAAAAAAGAAAUGAAGGCCAUGUUUGAUAAGACGGUGCAGGAACUGCAGGAGGAUGUUGAGUUUAGAACCAGACGUUAUCAAGAACUUGAAACUCAAACUCACCGCAAGCUUGAGGAAAGUGAAUCUUACUGGCGGGCACAGCUUGAGCAGUUGGAAAACGAGUAUUCAAGGGCCUCAGAGGAAGUGAAAGAGAACUACAGCACUGAGAUGCAAGAAAAACUUAACCAAAUGACCAGUCGGUAUGAAUCCAUAGUGGCAGAGAAGGAGGGCAUGUUGAGCAAUCAGAGACUCAUGUUCCAAGACCGAGUAUCUCACCUUGAAGGCAGGGUUGCCCAGAGACAGAGAGAAAUAGAAGAAGUUCGAGAGAAAAACAAAAAAUUGGAAGAUUUGCUCACUGAGGAGCUGAACAGCCACAAGGAGCUUAAGAUCAUCACUGGUGAACUCAAAGCAAAGAUUGUAGAGAAAGACAGUGCCAUCAAGGAGAGAAACACUGCUGUGGCUCAGCUAAACAGAAGUCUGAAAGAAAAGGAAGGUGAAGUGGAAAGCUCCGCAAGAAAGAUCUCUGAGCUCCAGCAGGACAUUCAGUCUCUACAGAGCAAGGUACAGUGUCUCUCAGAAGAUGUUGAGAACCAGACACACAAUAAAGGAGACUUGCAGAAAGAGAUAGAGGUGUACAAAGAGCAGAGAGAAGCGGCCCUGGCUGAGGUCACCAGUUACAAACAGCAGCUUGAUGCUGUGGAAGCAGAAAGAGACAGCUUGCAGGAAGAAAUUGAAGGAUACUCUGAAAAAUUUGAAAAGUUUCAAGAAAAUCAUGAAUACAAGAUGAAACAAGCAGAGUUGCAGGUGCUUGAGACUAGAAAUCAGAAAGAAAAUGCUGAACUCUCUCUCAAAAAUGAGAUUCAGAGCUGGCAAAAGAAGCUUUAUGAAGAAGAGGAAGCAAGGCAAAAGCUGGAAAAUGAAUUGAAACAAGCCCAGGCAGAAAAUGAGAAAUCACAGCGAAUGUUGGACAGCUACAAAGUCCACUACAGCAAGAAGAAAGAGCUGAUUGAAACUCAGAACCAGGAAGUGGAAGCUCACAGGAAUCUCGCUCGUGAGUUCCGACAGAAGGCUGACAGGCUCUCCUGUGAUAAUAAGGCUCUCAAGAUACGAGUACAGGAAUUGAAUUCUGAAAUAGCUGCAUGUAAAUCUAAACUGGACAAAGCAGAACUUGAUGUUUCUCCAUUGCAAGAAGAACUUCAGGCUGAAUGUAUGAAAAACAAGGCUCUGAACAAUGAGAUCAGAAGUCUGAAAGUCCAGUUAGACCACGCCUCCAGACAGCUGAGAGACAUGAACAAAGGUGCUCCAAGGACCACAGAAAACACAGAGCUGUUUUCAACCAAUAAAGUCAUUGACUCUAUCAAAAUGCAAGAUCAUGAACUAGGCCAUGCUCUAUUUGGGCAGACAGAGACAAAGACAAUCCUGAGGCCCAGGGAGGCGAUAGAUUCCUUGGAUGACUCCAUCUUCCUGGAGUCUCCUCCCAAGAAAGAACAUGUCAAAACAGCCAGCAAUGUUACUCUGAAGAGUGAUGUUGUGGACGGUCUCGCGGACCGUAGGAUGUCCCUCAGAAGUUACUCCCAGCGACUGUCCAGUACUGACAUGAACCAGAGUAUGUACAGCACCAGCUCAGCUGCCUCCACCACUAGUGUGCCUCGUGGAAUGUUCCACUGUGAGGAUGAACCUGAGGAGUUUGAGUGGAACCGACUGACAGAGCUUCAGAGGAGGAACACCCUGUGCCUGCCCCAUCUAAAAACCUCCUACCCUGUGGAGACGCAGCGAGUCAAACCCCAGGAGAUCAGCGACGACGCCCUCAGACAGAGCAUCAUGCCCAGUGGGAGUGGCAAAAAGCGAAAGAAGGAGCAGCUUAGUGACGAGGAUGAUCAGAAAGCUUCGAUGAACCUCAGAAGCAGUAAACAGGAAUUGUUUAUAAAGAACUCAAACAUUUUUCAGGCUAAACAUGGACCUUCUCAACAGAAGUCCGGUCCAUUGACUCCAGUCAAACCCAACACCCGGACUCCCAAAACUCCAACUAGUGCAAGGAAGUCCAAGAAGACUCCCAAGAAAACACCAGGGAAACUCCAAACUCCAAAAAUGAGCCUAAAUAGAGAAAACCCGACAUCAACGAAAAAGUCAAGACUUGGUGGAUUAAAAUUCAGUAUAGGAUUUACACCAAAGGAUAAAAGCAAAGAAAAUGCCAAGGGUUCAUCUAAGUCCGAGAUAAACAGUCAGAGGCUUUUUGUCUGGCCGAUAGAAAGCCCUUGAAAAGCAAAAACUGGUUUAAUAUGGGGCAUUAAAGGGAUGUUUAUCAUUAAUUCCGUGAAAAGUGAAGGCUUUUGUUGUAAAUCUUCUUGUAAUCUGACAACAUUUUAUAUGGAAUUUCUACUGUGAUAUAGUCAAUUUAAUUCACAACAUUCACAAAAAACCUGAACUUAUCUCUUACAAUUCACUGUGUUAAAUAUGUACAUGUAUAUUGCAAAUCUUAUGUUAUCUGAGAUAAGGAUGUAAAAAUGUAUAUUUUCUGUAAAUGUUGAACUUUGAGUGGAACUUUGCUUCUCUUUUAAUGUGGAUAAUCUGUUUGUGUACUACAUGUAUAAAUGGCUAUUAAUUAAAAAAGAACUUGGUACCAUGGACUUGUAUGCUUUAGUAAAAUUCAUGGUACAUAUGUAACUACAUAUUUUUUUUUGUAUAAAACAAACAAAUAUCAGAAGUGUUGUGAAUUUCCUUUUUAUUUUUUGAAUAUUUUUAUUGUCCUUGUUUUACAGGUGUGUAUAGAUGGAAUCAUGUUUUUACUAGUCAUGUAGAGUAGCUUGAUCGUAGUGGUUAUUAUUUAUUAUUAUUUUGUGUGAUCAUGUACAUGUAUAAAGUAUGCUUUGUAUCACAGUGCUCAAAACUUCAGGCACAUGAAAAUGGCAGCAGUAAAGGAAGUAAAAUUAUAA
Magallana angulata is the source of this 7863-nucleotide messenger RNA. RefSeq names its product restin homolog. The coding region runs from base 227 to 7189 and encodes 2320 amino acids. The transcript has 27 exons. Lineage: Eukaryota; Metazoa; Mollusca; Bivalvia; Ostreida; Ostreidae. The record is from RefSeq and is a predicted model, not a curated record.